GGUAUUGCAAAUGCAUUGCUACGUUCAUUGAAAUGUCAAAUGUUUUAACGUAUGGAUAUUUUUAUGGUGUAUGGCUUUUAAAUCGUUUAUUCUGUGUUCAAUUUUAUGCUAAUCUAGUGCGACGUAUUAGAGCAAUGACAGAUUUUAAAGUUGUACGUGUCAAACAAGGUGAAUUACGUGGACGUGCUGAAUAUAAUUUUAAUGGGGAAAAAUUUUAUUCUUAUAAAGGAAUACCGUAUGCGGCACCGCCAGUUGGAAAACUUAGAUUUAAGGCUCCAAGACCGCCGCAUUCAUGGGAAGGUGUUAGGGAUGCUUUGGAGGAAGGUUCACCUUGCAGAUCACGAGAUUUUAUAAACAUUACUCAAUUUGUUGGCAGUGAAGAUUGUUUAUACUUAAAUGUGUAUGCUUCAGAGAAACCAGACAAUGAUAAGAAACCAGUUAUGGUUUUUGUCCAUGGGGGAGGAUUUAUGACUGGAUCAUCAACAAGCGAUUUUUAUGGACCUCAAUUUCUUUUAACUGAAGAUAUCGUUUUGGUUACGCUUAAUUAUCGUCUUGGAGCAUUUGGCUUUUUAGCAUUUGAGAAUCCUUCAAUUGAAUGUCCUGGAAACCAAGGUAUGAAAGAUGUUUUACAAGCAUUAAAAUGGGUAAAAGAAAAUAUUAGCGUGUUUCAUGGUGAUCCUGAUAAUGUUACGCUGUUUGGAGAAAGUGCCGGUGCAGCAAUUGUUCAUUAUCUAACAUUUGCACCAGAAGCAUGGGAUUAUUUUCAUAAGAUAAUCUGUCAGAGUGGUUCUGCAAAUGCGGAUUGGGCAUAUGAUCGUUCAAGACCACAUGAGUUAGCUAAAGAAUUAGGAUUUGUCUCAGAUAAUGAUCAAGAAGUAUAUGAAUUUUUAGUAUCUGUACCAGAAGAAGAAAUUGCUGAAGCUCAAGAAAAAUUGAUUACAUAUGAAGACUUAAGGGAAGGAAUCACAGCAGUUUGGUGUCCAGUUAUUGAAGUUUUAUGUGACAAUGAACCUAAUCUUAUUGUCGAACAUCCAUUUACGACAAUGGCGAAAGGAAAUUAUUAUGACUGUCCAUCAAUUUUCGGAUAUAACACCGAUGAGGGAUUAUUAUUUUUAUCGGCUCAUGGUCCUACGGGUUUAUUUUUAAAUCCUGAAUUUAACGAUCCAGAAGUAACAGUACCACGUUCAAUGCAUUUGGUUCGUGGCUCAGAUGAAUCAAAGAAACUUGGAGAAAUUAUCAAAAAGUUUUAUUAUGGUCAAUCAAUUCCAUCAAUCAUUAACAUUGUACCUUUUAUUAAGAUUAUGACUGAUAUUGUAUUUUCGGUUGCAAUACAUUAUGCUGUUCGACGAAAUGCAGAAAAUUUAACAAGUCCUGUCUACUAUUAUCGUUUCAACGUCGAUUCUCCACUAAGCUUAAUCAAAAAAUUCUUCCAAAUUAAGUAUCCGGGUGUGGCACAUGGUGAUGAUUUAGCUUAUUUAUUUAACAACGUUUUAACACCUUUAAAAUUGGAUAAACAAUCUCUUGAAUAUAAAACAAUGUAUCGUUUCGUUAAAAUGUGGACACAAUUCGCACGUACAUCAAAUCCAAACGUUGAAGAUGAUCCACUAAUUAAUAUCGACUGGAAACCAUCGAAUGAUAACGAUACGUUUUGUUUACAUUUAGACGAAGAAUUAUCAUAUGGUGUGAAUCCAGAUUUACAACGGAUUAAAUUUUGGCAGAAUUUAGUUGAUACACAUUUGGAAAAAUUCAAGGCGUAUGUUAAACGAGAAAAUUCAACAAUACAAUCGAAAUCCCAACUUCGAAUGAGUACAUUAGGUAAUAUUGGUCGUAAAUUGAGAAAAUUGUCCUUAGACAGUGCUCAGGAAGAACAAAGUCAAGUUGAGACGGGUGAAGCUUCUAAACGCCAAGGAAAGUUAAAAGGUAAAAAAAAUUUGGACAUUUACGAAAAUGAGUUUUACAGUUUUGAAGGGAUACCAUAUGGAAAACCACCAAUUGGAGAUUUAAGAUUUAAGCCUCCAUUACCUGCAGAGCCCUGGGAAGGUGUAUUUGAUGGUACAAUUGGAACCAAAGUAUGUCCAUCUUAUCUCAAUGUACUAAGUUAUCCCGAUUUGGUUGAUGAAGAUUGUUUAAGAGUUAACGUUUACACACCAUUAGGAAAUGAAUCACAAGAAAAAUUACCUGUGAUGGUAUGGAUACAUGGAGGUGGAUUUUUUUCUGGUUCUGGAAACUCAGAUAUUUAUGGCCCGGAUUAUUUAAUGGCUAAAAAUGUAGUUUUAGUAACAAUUAACUAUCGUUUGGGAUAUUUAGGUUUCCUCAGUCUUAAGGAUCCAACGUGUGAAGUAACUGGCAAUGCUGGAUUAAAAGACCAAACACAAGCUUUACUUUGGGUACAAAAGAAUAUUUCCACUUUUGGAGGUGAUCCAAAUAAUGUUACAAUCUUUGGUCAAAGUGCAGGCUCGGCUUCCAUAAGUUAUCAUAUUUUAUCGCCAUUAUCAAAAGGCUUAUUUCAUAAAGCAAUAUUGCAAAGUGGUGUGGUCUUGAAUCCUUGGGCAAGACAAGCUCGUCAGGAUUAUGAAUUUAUUCGAUUAAUGGGUUGUACAUCAACAGACGAUAAAGAAAUUUUGGAAUUUGUACAAAAUCAAAAAUUGGAGGAUAUUUUAAAUGCUCAAACAGCUUCUUUCCCUCUCGAGGUCCAAUCAUGCGGCGAAAUAUGUGAGAUAUCACCAAACGUAGAACCGAACAUACCAUCAGCAUUUUUACCCGACACACCAGAAAAUAUUUUACGCGAAGGUCGUUUUAAUGAUGUUCCAAUAAUGAUUGGAGUAACCGAUACAGAAGGUUUACUAAUGGAUAUGCAUUUCUUUAUUGAAUUCAAAAAAUACCAAUUUGAUAACGAUGUACUUAUUCCUCGUGGCUUACAGGAAAAAUUGAAAUCAAAGGAAGAAAUUGUGAAAACUGUUAAAAAAAUUAAGGAAUUUUAUAAAAUUACUGACAUUAAAAGUAUGACAGAUUAUUGGACCGAUGUUUUAUUUGCACACCAAAGUCAAGUUUUUGCAACCGAAUUCUCACGGAAAGCAAGUAAUCCAGUUUACAAUUAUUUAUUUAGAAUCAGUGUUGAUGAUUUUAAAUUUAGUUGCAAAUUAUUUAACUGGGAUGUAUAUGAAGGUGCGAAUCAUGGUGAUGAUUUACCAUAUUUAUUUAAAUCAGCAUUGGGUCCUUUUGUAACGCCAAAUACACCAGAAGCUGCAGGUAUACAUAUAAUGACGACAUUAUGGACGAAUUUUGCCAAAACUGGUAAUCCAAAUCCAGCAACAUCUGAUCCACAUAUAAAUGUAGAAUGGAAACCUUUUACGCCAAAUGAUGAAAAUUAUUUGGAAAUUGAUUUAAAACCACAACCAAAGAAAAGUUUAUUGAAAGAACGAAUUCAGUUUUGGAAUAAUUUGUACAAACAAUAAUUUUAAGUAUAUGCAUGGCCUCGAGAAGAA
This is a messenger RNA of Chrysoperla carnea, 3485 nucleotides long. RefSeq lists its product as uncharacterized. The record is from RefSeq and is a predicted model, not a curated record. NCBI's taxonomy places the organism in Eukaryota, Metazoa, Arthropoda, Insecta, Neuroptera, Chrysopidae. Gene Ontology annotation, molecular function: cholinesterase activity. The transcript has 12 exons. Bases 33 to 3455 code for a protein of 1140 amino acids.